This is a messenger RNA of Diceros bicornis minor, 498 nucleotides long. Its product is annotated as olfactory receptor 7G3-like. Gene Ontology annotation, cellular component: membrane. Gene Ontology annotation, molecular function: G protein-coupled receptor activity; olfactory receptor activity. NCBI's taxonomy places the organism in Eukaryota, Metazoa, Chordata, Mammalia, Perissodactyla, Rhinocerotidae. The record is from RefSeq and is a predicted model, not a curated record. Bases 1 to 498 code for a protein of 165 amino acids. Gene Ontology annotation, biological process: G protein-coupled receptor signaling pathway. The transcript has a single exon.
AUGCUGCUAAACAUACAAGCACAGAAUCAGAGAAUCACUUAUAUAGGCUGCCUCACCCAGAUUGUCUUUGCCCUGGUUUUUUGUGUAUUUGAGAAUUUUCUCCUUGCAGCAAUGGCCUACGACCGCUAUGUGGCCAUUUGUCACCCACUCAUGUACAUGGUCAUCAUGAACCCCCGACUCUGCAUCCUGCUGAUUCUUCUCUCUCUGUCUCUUAGCAUUGUGGACGCUUUGCUCCACAGUCUGAAGGUGUUACAGCUGUCCUUCUGUAAGGACCUGGAAAUCCCUCACUUCUUCUGUGAACUUGCUCAGCUCCUCAAGCUUGCCUGUUCUGAUACACUCAUCAAUAACAUCAUGGUAUAUUUUGGAACUAGUGUAUUUGCUGGGAUUCCUUUGUGUGGAAUCAUUUUCUCUUAUACUAAGAUAGUCUCCUCCAUUUUGAGAAUACCAUCAGUGGGAGGAAAGUAUAAAGCUUUUUCCACCUGUGGGUCUCACCUCUGA